Molecule: messenger RNA, 1077 nt
Organism: Lathyrus sativus (Indian pea)
Lineage: Eukaryota; Viridiplantae; Streptophyta; Magnoliopsida; Fabales; Fabaceae
Source: the annotation of a GenBank genome assembly
AUGGAGAAGCUGGUGGAAGUGUGCGAACCAGCUGAGGUUCGGAUAGAAUUCACACUCAACACCAAAUGCCGAGCCACUGUACAACUCAAGUCACUUCACUCAACCACACCAAUAGCUUUCAAAAUCCAAACCUCAUCACCCAACAAAUUCCUGGUUAACCCACCGAGUGGACUCAUUCCACCUCUCUCUAUCUCCACUUUCCAAGUAAUCCUCAAACCUCAACCCAAUCUCCCUCGUUCUUACCCUCGUUCACCCUCCGACCGUUUCCUCAUAAAAACCGCCGAGUUUACAUCCAACUCGUCCGAUUCGACUCAUCCCGAUUCUAUCAACUCAUGGUUCGCUUCUCGACCUUAUGGAUUCUCAACUUACGAUAUCAAACUCAAAGUAGCUUUUAUCGGUUCGUUUCUUCUAUGCGAUGCCGUUUCUCGCGCUGAUUUGGAAACUGUUAGGAGUUUGAUUAAACGGAAGCGUUCUGUGUUGGCUGGUUUGUCUCCCGAUGAGUCUAACUCGCUUCUCCGAGUGGCUUCCGAGUUAGAUAACCCAGAUGAUAUGGUUCAUCUUUUACUUGAAGCUGGAUUGAGAAUUCACGAGACCGUUAGAUCUGAUAAUUUCAAGCGUCGUGAUGAUGUACACGUGGCGGAUGCGAACAUUGUACAACACGUGGAAGAUGAGGAGCAUGGACAAUUGGUGUUAGAGGCAUCAAGGAAUGGAAAUGUGAGGGAAGUUGAGUCAUUAUUAAGAAGAGGUGUGAAUUUCAACUACCGUGAUGAUUAUGGUUUAACAGCGCUUCAUGUUGCGGCAUUUAAAGGGCACAAGGAUGUGGUGUUAAUGCUUUGUAAGGCGGGGUUGGAGUUAGAAUGUGAGGAUGACGAUGGUCAUGUGCCUUUGCAUAUGGCGGUGGAGAGUGGUGAUUUUGAGACAGUUAGGGUUUUUGUUGAUAAGGGUGUGAAUGUUAAUGCUAUGAAUAAGAAGGGUGUGACACCUUUGUACUUGGCUAGAGUUUGGGGACAUCAGGAUGUAUGUGAGUUGCUUAUUCGGAGAGGAGCCUUGUCUUCUCUUUCUCUUGCUUUAGCUUAA